Bacidia gigantensis is the source of this 1410-nucleotide messenger RNA. RefSeq lists its product as uncharacterized. The transcript has 3 exons. The record is from RefSeq and is a predicted model, not a curated record. The coding region runs from base 1 to 1410 and encodes 469 amino acids. Lineage: Eukaryota; Fungi; Ascomycota; Lecanoromycetes; Lecanorales; Ramalinaceae.
AUGUCGUACACCCUCAAGUCCACUCUUGAGUAUCUACCCGAAAAGAUCCAGUCUUUCCAGUACCCAGACACGACCCUACCCACCCCCACCCCAAACUCGGAAAAUCGGACGAAAUGGCGAGCGAGGCACCAGUGGAAGUUCGUCGUCGUUGUUGGACUCCUCGUCAUAUUUGGUGUGAAGACUUUCGCCGACGGCCGGCACUCUUACCCCGUUGCACGACGUGAGCAAGUCCAAAGCAUAGUGGAGGAGAACCCAAUACUGAAUGGUACACUUGGAUUCCAGAAUGUAUACGUUCUCUCGUUGCCCGACCGCAGCGAUCGAAGAGAGCCGCUGCUUGCCGGGGCGAACGCGACGAACUUAACCAUUACGGUAAUUGAUGCCAUAAGAGACAGGCAAAUACCCAAGUCAGAUUAUCCAAUAGACUGGUCGACGAAUGGCUGGGUGGCCAAGGAGGGAGAGCUUGGUUGCUUAAUGUCACACCUGAGAUUCUGGCGAAAAGUGAUAUACGAGAACAUCACUACUGCGCUAGUCAUGGAGUCCGACGUCGAUUGGGACAUGCGCAUCAAGCAGACGAUGGUUGGAAUCGGCAGGGGCGCACGAGCUAUUGCAGACUGGCCCUUUGAUCCUGAACCCGAGGAGCAACCCUCAGAAAUUAGUUCUCGGUCGAAGAACACCAGCAUGCCUCAGCCGAGGCCAUAUGGCGACAAAUGGGACUUGUUAUGGAUAGGCCACUGUGGUUCGCAACCACAGAACGGUGGUCGUCUAUUCCAUUUUAACGAUAGUUCUGCUGCAGAUGAGGACCACGCGUGGACCUUCGGAGUGAAACCUGAUGCUGGCCUUAGACCCUAUGGAACGAGGUUAGUAUACCACGCGAAGCAGCAGGUCUGCACAACUUCCUAUGCUGUGACCAACAAGGGCGCGCGCAAGCUCGAGCGAAUGUUCCGUUAUGCCAACGGCCCUAUAGACAUCAAGUUGUGGGAUGCGUGCGAAAACGACCCGCGGUUCACCUGUGUUGGUGUUUGGCCGCAGGUUAUUUCCAUGACGGAGUCAAGGACGAACAUAGCUCAUACCGAGGGAGGCCUUUCGUUUGGCCAUGUGAUAAAGGAUGAAAAGAUUCAUGCUGGACAAGGCAUCCAAGUCUCGGCUCGUGUAAAUGCAUAUCUCCAGAAGGCUCACUUGGGCGAAAAAGGAUGGAAGUAUGCAUGGAAGAAUCGUAACAGAACAACAGAGAGAAUCGAGAGGAUGAAGGAAAUUGAAGAAGAAUUCUAUCUGCAGGAAGCGCCUUUCUACGAAGAGAGACCUCUCCACGAGGAAAAGAAAUCGUCGGAAGAAGCUGAAGACGAUCCAGAUGAGGGCGGGGAAGAAAGGAUUGAAAGGGAACGAAUUGAGGCACAGUUCGAAGAACGCUAG